This is a messenger RNA of Cryphonectria parasitica EP155, 243 nucleotides long. Its product is annotated as UPF0287-domain-containing protein. The transcript has 2 exons. NCBI's taxonomy places the organism in Eukaryota, Fungi, Ascomycota, Sordariomycetes, Diaporthales, Cryphonectriaceae. Bases 1 to 243 code for a protein of 80 amino acids. The record is from RefSeq and is a predicted model, not a curated record.
AUGCAUCCUCAUCUGCACACCAAGGACAACACCGCCUGCGAGGACCUCAUGACUGCCCUCGAGGAGUGUCAUGAUCGCGGAUUUCUUUGGAAAUCAAUGGGCAUGUGCAAUGGGGCGAAGGAGGCUUUGAGUGCCUGCCUGCGUGCAGAGAGAAGGAAACGCCAGGAUAACAACCGCAGCAAGUCGCAAGAGAAGAAGGAUGCCAUCAGACAGAAGUGGAAGGAAAUUGACGAGAACUCUUAA